GGCGCCGCAGACCCGACCCCCGCCCCCGCCGCGCCCGCCGCCGCACUUGUCCUACUGCGCGCCCCCUGGAGCGCCGCGCACCCCUGGGACCCUUGCGCGUCCGGGUCCCCAGCAUAAACCCGGGUGCCUCGCGCGCCCCGGGAGCCCGGUACUGCCCGGGGAGCCCCGCGCGCGCCUGGACCGAGACGCAGCUCCAGGACCUCCGCUCGCCCCCAAAUCUUCGCGCGCUCUCAGAACCCCGGUGCUCGGCCCGCGGGGCCGAGCGCCUUGGUGAGGGGGGCCCCGCCCCAAAGGGUCCCCCUCUUGCAACAGACGGAGCCCCGCCCCAGAGGGACCCCCAGGUCCAGCAGGGACGUCCAGCCACGCCCCAGAGGGCUCCCAGCAUCCCGCGGCUGGAGCCCCGCGCUCCAGAGGAACCUCCGUGCCCAGCUGGGGGCUCCCCGCCCGGCCGAGGGGGCGCCGCCCAGGAGGGUCCCCGCUUCCCGCGGGUCCCGGCAGGAUGCACGCCGCCCUGGCGGGACCGCUGCUCGCCGCUCUCCUCGCCACAGCCCGCGCCCGCCCGCAGCCUCCGGACGGAGGACAGUGCCGGCCGCCUGGAUCGCAGAGGGACCUGAACUCCUUCCUGUGGACUAUUAGGCGCGACCCCCCGGCCUACCUGUUUGGCACCAUCCACGUCCCCUAUACCCGUGUCUGGGACUUCAUCCCAGACAACUCCAAGGCAGCCUUCCAGGCCAGCGCCCGCGUCUACUUUGAGCUGGACCUGACGGACCCCUACACUAUCUCAGCGCUGGCCAGCUGCCAGCUGCUGCCACAUGGGGAGAACCUGCAGGACGUUCUGCCCAGAGAGCUCUACUGGCGUCUGAAGCGCCACCUAGACUACGUGAAGCUGAUGAUGCCCUCGUGGAUGACGCCUGCACAGCGGGGCAAAGGGCUCUAUGCCGACUACCUAUUCAACGCCAUUGCAGGCAACUGGGAGCGCAAGAGGCCCGUGUGGGUGAUGCUUAUGGUAAACUCACUCACGGAGACAGACGUACGUUCCCGAGGCGUGCCGGUGCUUGACCUCUACCUGGCCCAGCAGGCUGAGAAGAUGAAGAAGAGCACCGGUGCUGUGGAGCAGGUGGAGGAGCAGUGCCAUCCACUCAAUGGGCUCAACUUCUCCCAGGUUCUGUUUGCCCUGAACCAGACCCUGCUGCAGCAUGAAAGCGUGCGGGCAGGAAGCCUGCAGGCACCCUACACCACGGAGGACCUCAUCAAGCAUUAUAACUGCGGGGAUCUCAACGCUGUCAUCUUCAACCAUGACACAUCCCAGCCUACCUUGUUCCAGGAAGAACUGAAGGCAGCCUCUGUCUUGCCUUUACAGCUGCCCAACUUUAUCAACACCACCCUGCCACCACACGAGCAGGUGACAGCACAGGAGAUCGACAGCUACUUCCGCCAGGAGCUCAUCUACAAGAGGAAUGAGCGGAUGGGGAAGAGGGUCAUGGCCCUUCUGCAGGAGAACGGAGACAAGAUCUGCUUCUUUGCCUUCGGAGCAGGUCACUUUCUGGGCAACAACACAGUCAUCGAUGUCCUUCGGCAGGCAGGGCUGGAGGUGGAGCACACACCCGCUGGGCAGACCAUCCAUAGCCCUGCCGCCCGGACCCCCGCACCCCUCCCUGAGGGGGCCUCAGCAAGCCCGGCCCCAGUGACCCCAGCUGCUGCUGUCCCCGCAACACCCUCGGCGACCCCCACCACCCCACCCGAGGAGGAGGACCCAGCCCUGUCCCCACAUCUCCUGCUCCCCGACAGCCUCAGCCAGCUGGAGGAAUUUGGGCGGCAGAAGAAGUGGCACAAGAGGCAGAACAAACACCAGCGGCCACGGCAGUUCAAUGACCUCUGGGUCCGCAUCGAGGACAGCACCACUGCCUCACCACCCCCGCUGCCCCUGCAGCCCACGCACAGCUCUGGGACCACCAAGCCCCCCUUUCAGCUCUCCGACCAGCUCCAGCAGCACGAAGAGCCAGCGCUCCCCAGCAGCUCCACGCCUGGCCACACGUGGCCCACCCUUGGCCUCCUCCCUGCCAUUGCUGCCAGCAUCGCAGCCCCCUUCCUGCUGCACACCCUCGGGCCCUCUUGACCCCCGCCGCCCCAGGCAGAGAGGCCAGAGAAGCCACAGGAGGGUCUGUGGCCAUCUCCCACUGCCCUUGCCCCCACCUCCAGGGGUGCCUGACCCCUCACGGGCAGUCCAGAUGGGAUUCGUUAGAACACUAAAGCUUUAUU
Molecule: messenger RNA, 2259 nt
Organism: Manis javanica (Malayan pangolin)
Lineage: Eukaryota; Metazoa; Chordata; Mammalia; Pholidota; Manidae
Gene: TRABD2B
Product: TraB domain containing 2B
Biological process (GO): negative regulation of Wnt signaling pathway
Cellular component (GO): organelle membrane; plasma membrane
Molecular function (GO): metalloendopeptidase activity; Wnt-protein binding
Source: RefSeq, a predicted model, not a curated record